Messenger RNA from Daphnia carinata, 1853 nucleotides. RefSeq names its product thioredoxin domain-containing protein 3-like. The coding region runs from base 715 to 1818 and encodes 367 amino acids. The transcript has 8 exons. NCBI's taxonomy places the organism in Eukaryota, Metazoa, Arthropoda, Branchiopoda, Diplostraca, Daphniidae. The record is from RefSeq and is a predicted model, not a curated record.
AUAAAAGGGGUUGGUACGAGUGUCGCAGAGACUAGAUCGUCGCCAUAAGUUCGGGCGUUACCCACAGCAACGAAUCAACAUCUCUCUUUCCUUACGACAGUUGGAACCGACUUGACCAGCCAAACUCUUUUCGAAGACUCGACAAAAACUGCUAAAAUCUAUUCACCAAGAAAAAGUUUCUCAUUCAGGCGGAUCGUUUCUUCUCACACCCAACUCAUUACUCAACCAUAAAUAAGGUAAAAGUAUGGCAAAAGACUGUCACACAUGACGGGUCCCACCCAUACGAAUUCGUGCUAUUGUGUGAUGCAUAACCAAAGCAAUGCAAGUGUAAUAAGACACAUGGCAGAGUUAAUUACUUUUAGACGAGCAAGUACGAUACAGCCAUACAUGCACAAUAGUUUUAGCAUUUCGUGUGCACCAAGUUUUCUCGUGACGAAACGGCGGAUAGCGGCUGCGCUGAUUUUCGUGUAACCUCACACUUGUUCCCAGCGGCUAAAAGUUAUAUACCUAUACAACACUUUUACACUCUAUAUAAAACCAAAGGUGAAAUGACCUACGAAGGCUCAGUCAUUCUAACACUUCCGAGCCAACCAACACUUUUGCGAGCCUCACAGCUGAUGUAGCACAAAGUUGUUGUUUGGAAGUCGAAUGUUUAAAUCUAAGCAUUUAUAAUUGUUCCUUUGUAUUUAUAUUAAAUUGUGAUUUACUAUCAACAUGGCGGGUGCCUUAUUAGCAAGGAAAAUGGCAGCCGGAAAGAAGCGAGUGGAUCAUGUGGCUUGGCAAAUCGAAGUAGCCACCAACGAAGAGUGGGAAGAACUCACCAAGCUUCAAGGACUUGUUGUGGUUGACGUCUACUCGGAAUGGUGCGGCCCUUGCACGGCGAUGGCUUCCCAUUUGAAAGAGAUCAAACUUCAAUUAGGUGAUGAUCUCCUCCACUGCGCCCUGGCUAAAGCGGAUUGCAUCGGUCAGCUCUCCAAGUUCAGGAGCAGGAGCGAACCAACUUGGCUUUUCCUGGCCGGCGGCGAACCUGUAGCUUUGAUUAGAGGUGCUAAUGCCCCUCUCAUCAGGAAAACUUUACUGGCUGAACUGCAAACGGAAAAGGAAGUGUUGGAAGGAACUCGUCAAAGGGUUGCGUUGUCAUGGGAUAGUUUUGAUUUGCCAAACAGCAAUCCCGAGACAGAAGAAACUAAUCAAGAAGACGUUGAGUUGACUACUGCGCCAGAUAAUUGGCUAGAACUGGACGGAUUGACUUUGAAAGGAUCCUAUCGAUUGAUCCUCGAUAAAUUGAUCGAGGCAUUGACCGAAAAAAAAUUGGCGAUCGUCGCCAGAUCGGCUGUAAGUCUCAACAAAAAAGAUUGUCUCAUUCUGUGGUUCCCUUCGACAGUGGAAGACGAAAGCCUGGCAGAGUGGUUUGACCACACCAUUAAAUCACUGAUUGCUGAAGUUGAACCAAAAACUGUUCAUGAAGAAGGCACGGAAGACGAGCUGGCAGAAAACGUGGAAGGACUAGAAUUAGAAGAGAAAACGGAACAUACGGAUGACACCCCUUGCAGUGCCGAAGCUAACGCGGAAGAAUCGGAAUAUCAGCCUAUAGAGUUCCAUCUGAUAGCCGAUCCUGAUGAAAAGGAAGCGCUGAUCAAGCAAUUGGAAAAGGAAUCAGGGGAAGAGGAAGAAACUGCUGAGAAUGAAACUCCCGCCGUGGAAGAGGUCGCCGAAGAAGAAGUGGAAAAACAGCCGGAAGAAGAAGAACCCACUGAAAAUCUGGAGCAAAUUGUCGAAGAUGAAUUGGCUAAAGACGUUAGCGAAUCAGUCGAGUAGACCUAAAACUAUUUCAACUUAACAAAAAAUAAUAA